AUGCGUGGCGGUCUCGACAACAACCCUUUCAGAGCAUACCAGGCGGCCUCCAAUGAUGUUGAAUUUCCCUGCACUGAAGCCUCUCCACCUGGAGAAGCUCCUCAGGUGACUGCGGCCCCGGCUACAAUGCGCAACCAGAUACCCACUGGCAACCAGGCCGAGGAAGCCCAUCACGGAAAUCAGAUCGCCGAUUCUAACAACAACCACUCCGCCAACGUCAGCUCCGGCGAUACUGGACAAGGCCAAAAGAGCAUCGCACAAGUCCCCAGCAACCCAUGCACCAGCUGCAGCGCUCUCGAGAAGCGUGUUGAAGCUCUCGAGCUUCUCCUCCAUGCGCAGUGUAAUAUGCACGCACCUGCCACGCCGACCACUACGACCGCUAGUCCCGCCGCCCAUGCAGAGUCGCCCGAGACCGAGGAGGGCAUGAAGCCCUUUCGCCAUGUUUUCGGCGACUACGUCCUAGAGAUCCGCCGCGUCGCCGCCAACCAGGAGCCCUUAAACAAGGCCUACAAGUCCGAGACCACCGAGCAGCAGGAUUGCAUGUCCCAGACCAUGGUUCCUACGGCUCCCAUCCGCCAGGAGCUAAGUGGCGAGAGCAUCUCGGUUUUCAAGCGGACCAUGCCAACGCUGGAAGCGUCCCAGCCCGCCGCUCAGGAAGCAGAGGCCCUAAAAGCCCCUGUCACUUCUCAAGAUGCUGUGGCCCCGCAGAUCGUCGCCGUUUUCCAAGAAAACGUGGCCCUGCAGGUCCCUAUCGCCACUCAGGACACUGCGGCCACGAAGGUUCUCGUAAACCCUAAAGCCACUGAGGCCAAGACCGUCCCUACCAUCACUUACAACACUGCGAGCCCACCGACCCCUACCGCCUCCAAGUAUACUAUAGCUCCACCGACUCCCACAGAUUCUCAAGACCUUACUGCCGGGCAGGUCGCUACCACCCGGUCCACCCCACCGCCGCAGCUCUCUUGUGCCAGCACCAACUCAGAGCCCACUCCACAACGCUCACGCUUACCCGCUAAUCUCCCUCCGCUGGAGCAGCGGGCCGAGAAGGGUAUGGGGUCGUUGCCGAAGUCUGACCCUGAGAAGGUCAGGGCGAGCCUUCUCCUCAGCCGCUGGGCGAACCCCCGCGAGGAGGCGGCUCCUUUAUCGCCUCCGAAGCCGAACAAAGGCAAUACGAGUGUGAGUACGAGCCGCUGGACCUCAGAGACGGACUCUUCUUCACCCCCAGGCUCUGAGACGGGCAGCCAAAAUAUGGGACAGAGCCGGUACACGCCCAAAAAUGGUCAGAAGGGACGGAAGUGGAACAGGAAGUAA
Messenger RNA from Aplosporella prunicola CBS 121167, 1311 nucleotides. RefSeq lists its product as uncharacterized. Lineage: Eukaryota; Fungi; Ascomycota; Dothideomycetes; Botryosphaeriales; Aplosporellaceae. The coding region runs from base 1 to 1311 and encodes 436 amino acids. The transcript is spliced from 3 exons. The record is from RefSeq and is a predicted model, not a curated record.